GGAAAAACCACCUCUCGUCAUCUCCAGAUUUGCGUCCAAACAUCUCGCGGGACAACGACCUACGACUAUCCAUCCGUCGUGAGGCAAGUCUGCUUCGGUUCUCUCUAAGUACUACAACUAACCAGAAGGAGAAGCGAGUAUUUCCAUUUUCUUGUUGCAAAUCCAGGUCGGUGCACAUCGAUAGCAAGAAAAAAAGAAUGCAAAUUAGGACUAGUCGUUUCAGUGCCCUUGUUGGCCGUCCUGCAUGCUCAUUGCACCUCUUCUUUCUUUACCAGAAAUUUAGCUCUACUGGCACAACCCUGGUAGAAGCCACUGGGCUAUUCGGAGCUACAUGUGGAGGAGCUUGCGUCAUGAAUGGUGUUGGUUCGUCUCCAGUUGAAUUCGUUGUUGAGCGCGGUGAUGAUCAGACACCUUUUGAACAGACAUUGCAAAAUGCCACGUUUCUCGAGGAAGCCAAGCGUGAUGUAGAAGGCGACGACGGGUUCGCUUCACAUCUUGCCAGCCUUAGCCUUACGAUCUAUCAGAAAAACGAUGCUUUUGGAACACAACAACCUCAAGGGCAGCUGUCAGCCACAACAUCCGGCCAACAGAAACUUCAAGUCGCUACUUCUCCUUCUAGUUCUGCUGCAGCUACAAGUUCCGCUACCUACGUGCCUAUUACAACAACUGCAGGUAGUUGUACUAUGAUGCUCGCUGUUCCACUGGUGCAAGAACCCGUGAAGCCAGAGGAUGUGGCGGAUUUUUCCGAGCAGGAGCUCGUGCUAGAUUCGGUUCUUCUGACAACAUUAACGUUGAGGAGUGGUGAACUCGAUGUCGCGACUCUCCAGGACUCGCAUCCUAGUGGCCGCCACUUCGUUCGCAAGACUGCGCCGCCAGUUUUUUUGGAAGAAACAAGCACUCUAGAAGUCACUGGAGGAGAAGAUACAGGAGACGGAGAAUCUACAAUCACCAUACUAGGAGAAUCUCGUGGUCCACAGAGUGCUGCUGGACAAGUUGUCAAGUACAGUGCCAUAGCCACCUCCACGCAACAAAGUCCACAACAAGAAAUGAGUGAUGAAGUGCUACAGGAACCACAACUUGAUGAAGAGCCUCAGAUGAUGAAGUCUGAAGAUGGCAAAGCACAAGAUCAUCUGCAGGACUUCUCAACUUCUCCUCUGACAGCUCCUCAAGAAGGUCAAACUGCUGCCGCGCUGUUUGAUGCGAAAACCUUCGAAGAGGUGCGCGAGCGACUUGAGGGAACAAGUAAGACCGCGCUUACGCGCGGUGGCCGUCGCGAGUCGCGUGGCACCAAGCGCGCAAAGCAAUUGCGCAAAACCACGAAAGCAUCGAAACGAGAGGAGGGCUUCUUAAGAUUAGUACGUAGUGGUAGUCGUAUACAUGAUCAUACUGUUAUACAUAGUACUAGAAAUACUAGUUGUUAGUUCUGGAUCUAGUUAUUUCUUUUCAACGCCACAAGUUUAAGUAGUUACCUCCUCAAGCUCAAGAACUCUAGACGAUGAUAAAGAUGCUGUGAAACACUCAACGGACGACGACGAACCGAAGGGGAAGGAAAUUAUUACUUAAUACUUAGCGUUAGGGUUAGCUCUAACCCCUAUUUCGGAUGAGAAGAAUGGCCCAGUCGUUAUCUUUUCGAGUGAAACCGGGAGACCAUUGACUGCUCCAGGAAAUGGCACAACGGUGUCUACUGAUAAAAUGGACACGACUGAGCCCCAGUCGUUGUAUUUUCUUGGUCUUUCGCAAAACACAAGCGGAGUAAAACAACCACAACAAGCUGUUGCGCUGUACGCGGCGCUCACGACUACUCAACAUCAAAAUAUGGGAUCCUUUUUUGCGCAACUUCAUCUCCUAGCUUCCUACCUGCUGCAUUUUGCUCCUUUUUUACUCAAUUUUUUGAUAGCUAUCUCAGCUUAAUUCAUGUCAGGCUCAGGUCUUGUAAGCACUAACCAUCAAUGCCAGGAGUGUAAGUAACCGAAUCAGGCAGAAAGUUUGGGGUCGUGAGCUGCUUUGAGAUGGAAUUACUAGGCCACCACUUCUAAUGACAGUCCGACGAUCAAGAACACGAAGCUUACUGCCGCCCCGUCGACGGCUAACCGGAAAAAACAAGCGGGCUUCUGGCGCAAGUGGGCGAGUCCUUUCCUGGAUGGCUUCUGUCGCGAAAACGUUCGUUCGAUCGGCAUUCACACGAAAUUAUGUCAUACAACAAAGAGCAUGAGCAAAGUUGACUCAAUCAUGGUCUUGACCAAUUUGAUUUUGGUUAGGAAUGAGCACGAGGAUCUGUUUAAGAAUGAUCACACCAUAGAAUCAAUUAGCAAUACACAAGGAAGGAUCAUGAUGACGUUAUUACAACGAGGGUCUGGCACCAUCUGCAACACGACGACAGCGCCAUGUUGGGCAGACGCUGAUAUACUUUCUGCGCAAAAGUUUUUGCAUUUUCGCUUCCCUUGCUAAUGAUAUUGAAGAAGCGUCAACAACUGUCUUCCACGACAUAUACCUUGAUUUAUAAUACACUUUUGAUAUUCAUCUUCAUCACCAGUAAAAAUUGGGUAUCACAUCAUAGAAUUAGAAGUAUCAAGCCUCAAGGAAUCUCAAUCACUGUGAUCCUUUCUAAAGAAAGAGAAUUGCUACUCGCCCAAGCGUUGCUCAGACCCGCGAAUCCGACAGGCCUGUAUGGGGCAAGGUUUUGUUGCGCCACCUAGUGACUUCUUCAUGCUCUUCCGAACCGGCAACGGAUGUCGCAAGGGCACAGUGCGCGAACGCAGGCUUGCGGAAAUCGAGGGCAGUACUAAAACUAAAUUUGAAUCGUGCAUCUCCAUCUCGUUCUUUUCUUCUUCGAUUGAUGGAAGUCCUCAUUUAGGUUGAGCUUGAGCACAUAGAAAAUUAUGUAACUAAAAUGUUUGUGAUGCUUCUUUUUCGCAUAGAUCCACACGUUGAUAACAUCAUAAUGAUCCUUCCUAGACAAUAUUAGACAUCAACAUCAUCUGCAUCGGCAUUACUCAAUCAUGACAGAAAACGGCAGCGUUGCACUGUCUGUGCAAGAACGAGUGACGCAAGCAUGCAUCCCGCUUCGCCACUAUUGCCAUCAGCAAACGGACGGAAUUAGUUGUAGCGAGAUGGAUGGUUGCGAGUGGGUGACUGAUGAACCUCCAGAGCCAGAGGAACCUCGGUUGAAGCUCUUUUUAUGACUGAGAAGACGUAUAAUUGGGUUUAGAUUUAGUAGGGUUUCAUCUAAUCUACUGUAGCUGUACUCCCACUGUUUUUUUUUGCCGCAUCAUAGUUUUAGAUGAUGAUGGUGAUGCAUGCAGAACGAUAGGCGGCAACGCUACGAUAGUCGAUAGGCAAAGACAUGCUACGCAAACAGAGCGGGAAACAAAAUCACCGGCGAAGGGGACUAAGACAGACACUCGAGAGAAGCAGAAGCCGAACUUGCUAACAGAAAAACGCGAAGGCGCGGGGGAUUCUGAAGCUCACAGCACGCCAGUCCGUGUUCCUGUUUGAUUGGCAGGCAUCUGAAGGGUGAAGCGUAGCUCGCUAGGGAGCAACCCAAAGAAGCCGAACGGGAACACCACCAACGCUGGGCAAGGUCACCCCGAAAGCCCUUAGCGGGUGCAACUACCACGAAAGGCGCCCCACCAAUCUGCGGAAGCACGCAGUCAGCUGAGACAAGAAUGGCGCAAGCCCUGCAAGCUUGUUGGUUUUUUCACACAGUUCCGCCCCCGCAAGCCUCUCGGGGGCGUGGGGGGGAGAUGAAGCGCAUCAAUUUUACCGAAACCCCUGCGGGCCCACCAAGUUGACGAAUCGAACGAAGCCAGCCACAGACAACACCGCAAGAGGCUGCAGGCAAAUGAACAACCGCACGGAACAACCAGCCCACGGAGAUGUCCCAGAACAGAACACCAAAGACAUCAAAGAAUAAGAACACAGGCACCGAAUGACAGACCGCCGGCGAACAUAUUAUCCGCGGCCGCCUUGUUCUUAAUCUCAUCUGCAGCCGGCCGCCCCACACACCACAGGCCCAGCCACUGCCACACAAAGACAGACGCAACACGAGGGCCAGACAAAUAACGAGCCAGGCCGCGGCCUGCGUGGCGCAGAUCGUGCCACCUACCUUCAGCGAACGAAGGCCAAAGAAGCGCGCAGCUGAGAGUUGCGCGAACGCCGGACAGUGUUGGAAGCCAAACUAUCCUAUGCGGGUGAUUUGUGCACUUUUUACGAUUUCGAACCAUUUCACAUCUUUCGCUCAAAACCGACUGCAGAACGAUAGGCGAGAACGCGGCCUAGCUAGGCAGCUGGCCUCUUCGCUGGAUAGGUAUAAACACACCGAACAGGCAACAUUGCGCACGAUUUUGACAACUUGGAGCGGCGUUGAUUCUUGUCGUCGCGUUUCUCUCUAUCGUCGGCGCCGCUCGGUGUCAAUUUAGGAACAAACACAACAAACACCCCAAAAAUGGCGCAGGGUGUUAGUUCUUAUCUUGUUAGCGUUACGCUCUAAAAUCCUGCGUGCAACUAUACUCGUCGCCCUCCCUAACAAGUUGUGUGUCUGUCUCUAUACCUAUGCAUGACCAUGUCCAACAGUUCUCAACAUUAUUCGAGUCUGCAAUUAACAACUCUGGAAUUUCUUGUUCUGUUUGUUUGCUCAUCGACUUUACUACUGACGGCUUUUUCCAGCGAAUUCAUAGGCACGUACUAGAGUAGUAUCUCCCCCGCUCUAGUACUUGGCGUUGUUCUUGUUUAUUGCCAAGAUUCAUGAACGGACACUCACGAUAGCGAGACAAACGUCUGGCUUCCAGACAUCAAGUGUGCAGAGGGGGACGGCUACACUGACCGCGUUGCUAAACGUCUGCCUUGUCACCUGAAAAAACCAGAGCCUCUGCGGAAGGACACCUACCUCUACAAAUUUCUCACAUUAUGCUGUUGUGAAUCGCAAACUCAUAGAACUUCUCAGUUGUGAUCAGUACUAUCACGAUCACCGAAAGACAAUGAUAGAAGUUGAUAGUUCUUUACUUGAUCAUGCUUUCUGUAGGUAUGCGUCUUGCAAGUUCACAUCUGUGUGUUUCUGACGAAGAGCACCGACUGCUGCUGGUGCUGUCUCUGAGCAAUCAUUGAAAACAGUUUGAUUUUAAAGUAUCAAUUCCGUGUGCCGCAGUAUUUCAAAGUGUUUAACUGUACAGAAGAAACCACAAGGCCGAUCUUCAUGUAUAUCCACUUUGGGCCGAUUGUUUACGAGUCCGACGCAACGACAUCGGAUGUUGACCCACCAGGACCUGGUCUACAACGUGCCGAGAAACGAUUGUUUGAGAUGCAAGGAGACAUCUACCAUUAAGGCUCCUGUCGAGGAUGGGGAAAAUAUCGAUUUUCACUUUUCAACGUACUUCUAUUUCCUUGACCUUGUCUAAGUAGUUGAAGGAGCAGUACAUUCGAUUAACUAGUUCCUCGCAUGUUGAAGCACCCUGAUGCAUCGAUAAGCACCACGCGUGUCCACGUAGUUCAGUGCCCUGAUCUAGAAAAAGAAAGCUACUCACUAGUAACGUCAUUAAUUUAUCUUGUUACAAGUACAAGGCUAAACUUAAAUUUUUGUUUCAACAAAUAGUUCUAAGACCAGGUGCAUGGAAGACAGCGAGUGCUGCAGUGGGAAGUGCGGUAACGGUUACAAGCAUGUUUCGUGUCUGUUCGCAAAGUGCAGAUGCGAGCACGCGCCCUAAAAAGAGGAACAAGGCGAUUCCUAUUGGAAGAACCAAUCAUGCAAAAAAUGUCAAAUUCGAAUUCGUACUUUUAGUAAGGAGAAAUCAAAAAGAUUGACAUGAAGUUUUAACUACAUUUAACUCUAAAAAUGAUGUUUGAGUACCAAUAUCGAAAGCGGACUACAACUUCUAGCUGUAUAUCAUUAUAAAACAGGCUCAGGCAUCUUGGAUGUACAAAAAUAAAGAUCUAAAAUGAAUGCACAUGUAGAUUACCAUUACUCCUCAGCACCUAAUUUCGAUUUCCACCAGAGCCUAGACUAUGUAUUCAAUAACGUAGGUCUCAUCAUCAACGUCAAGCGGGAUGCUUAUAAAAAGGGGAAUAGAUGAAGCGAUGCUCAUUCUCGUUGACGUUGAGUGUUAGAGAAUAUAUUCGGAGAGUUCAGAUCAACAUGACUCUCACUGGCUUUAGGGGUCAUCGCCGUCCCAGACUUGCGAUGAGAUGGCGAGGGCGAAGAUGGGCAUGGGGGAUUAAGAAGUGUAAUAGUUCUUAGUUACAUAAAUCAAAAAGGACGAAAGAACUGUUUGUUGGCAACGAUGGUCACCCUAUCUAUGGAGCACGAGCAAGUCUUGCUAAUUCUAGUAUAUCUGGUUUAGACUCAUAGCUCAAGCUCAAGCUCGUCACGUUUAAUAAGAUUUAAAAAGCAUGUAGUCAGGAAGACGAAAAAGUCCUUCAUAUUCAUAUUUCAUGUUGUACCAGGCAACUGCAUCUGCAAUGAGCACUACGACUAUGCAAAAUUAACAAGCAGAUGGUCGGGAGACGGGGAUGGGGAAUGUACUAACCGCGGCGAAAGUUAACGUUAAGUUGUAUUAAAUGUAUCAUAGUCACCAUACCUACGACUAGUGAGAAGGCAGGUCAAACUUCGUAUUGUAAAUCCUUUUUUUGUUUGAGAAAAUGCAAGGCGUUAAACACAGCGGUACCAUGGGGACUAGAAAUUGCGUGGUCACACUGACUUUUUAGAUGAAGGUGUGGGCGUUAUGGAUUUUUCAGGCUUGCGAAACUCCAUCAAAUUACGAUAAUGCCAGUUCCUGUUCCAGCUGUUUUCGAAUUUCCACUGAUAUUGUCAACAUCAAGUUUUAAUAGCUCCACGUCCACACGGAUAUGCUUAUGCUUACAACAAUCGGCAUGCAUCAUCUUGAAAUAGUAGACAUAAAACUUUUAUUGAGGCACUUGAUUUUUACGAUUUAACUUCAACAAAUAGAAAAUGGAACUUGGGGAGUCACUCUGCAAAACAAAACUUUAGUUGUUCGUCGAAAAACAACCAUAAGAUUAUAGUCCUACCGAAUAUAUUUAUAUAUGAGCGGUUUUUGUCGACGAAGUAGAUGUUGAAUACUUGAAUGGCGUUCGAAAGACCCGCAAGUCACCAAGAAUAAAGACGCCUUCCAUGAGAUUCGAGGUACAGAACAAUGUACCUCGACGCUGCCUUUCUUGAUAAAUUUAGAUUAGUUAUAGUUAUCGCGAGGACGAUUGCACAGAGUAGUUAGAGAGCUACAACGUUUACGGAUGAAAGUGAAAGAGAUGCGGUUCGGGAGACAGAUGCAUGAAAAAAAAAUGUUGGCGUAGUCGACGAAAAGUCCUUUUUUGAUGUAGCGAC
Molecule: messenger RNA, 7330 nt
Organism: Amoebophrya sp. A25
Lineage: Eukaryota; Dinophyceae; Syndiniales; Amoebophryaceae
Source: the annotation of a GenBank genome assembly